Molecule: messenger RNA, 946 nt
Organism: Lactuca saligna
Lineage: Eukaryota; Viridiplantae; Streptophyta; Magnoliopsida; Asterales; Asteraceae
Source: the annotation of a GenBank genome assembly
AUGUACGAAGGAAGCAAGAAGUCAGCUAAAAAGUAUGAGAAUCUCCACUGUUCAUGUUAUCAAAAAGGGGGUUGGGUAAAGCAAACUCCCUCCUUGAACGAGCACGGGCUUAGUCAAGUAGAACCGGGUUGCACUGAUGGAUGCUCCGAUCGAAAAGAAAUCAGUGGGGUCAUGCCGGUAUGUUCCCUAUCCUUUACGUUCGACAACUUCUCUAUUUUCUUCUUCAUUUGGAUUUCAUCGGCCAUCCAUAGGGAAACAUCGACUGUGACGUAUUCGAAGCCGACUGAUCAUCGACUCCAUUCCCUCCUAUUCGUCGUGAAUCCGCUUCCAUGGUUGGUUCCUGAACACUCUUCUACGAUGGAUUCCAUCGUCGCACACAACAAGUUGCAGAAUCCCGCCCGAUUCUAUGAACAAAUGAAGAUUAAACUCUGUGUAGCAGUUAGUGCCAAAGUUGCUGAUUUCUCUUUGGGCACUAACACAGGUGGAAGUGUAAGAGUCCAUUGUCCAUAUUAGACUGCGUGAUGCUAUUGAGUAAAAAAAUGCAAUUCUUUACUUCUGAUUCAUUUGGAUUGGCACCAAAUCCAGGUCAUAACUGAAAAGGCUUGAGUUCAUAAUGUUGAAGCAUAUUUUCAGGAGGAGGAUGUUAUUAGGCUAAAAGUCACUGAAGUUUUGAUUUUAGAGUUUAAGCACUGUUUGGUAUGGUGGAAUAUUGGAAGGAAUGGAAUGCUUCAUUUCAUUGGAAUGAAAUUUCAAAUUUUUGCUGCUUCCAUGUCUUUUGUACAUAAAACUUGAGAAAAUGAUGAGUUGUAAUAAAAUGUGGUUUUACAUUUUUAGGUUGGCAUGGAUAUAGGUAAUGACCAUGUAUUAUUCUCUCGCUACCGUUAUAGAUAAUCUACUUUGUCUUUUUAACAAACCAACAUCAUGUUAAAAAUUUGAAGAAAUCUAC